This is a messenger RNA of Dimorphilus gyrociliatus, 2653 nucleotides long. Lineage: Eukaryota; Metazoa; Annelida; Polychaeta; Dinophilidae. The record is from the annotation of a GenBank genome assembly.
CUUGGCAUUGAUGCUGACGAAUCACCGGGACACAUGAACACUUUUUCUUCAAUAGUUGAUUAUUAUAUCACAAAUUAGCAAUUGCUUGUUCCUCUGGAUUUUAGUAGAAGUUACGCUUUUGAAAUCUUUUUAAAGGUAUGGGACCAGAUAUAUUAUAUAGGGAUAUGCUUGCUGAGCAAAGAUAUUGAACACGUGAUAAAUAUUAGUGUAUGGGGAAAAAUCACUACUACUCUCUUUCGCCAUCUCUUUGAUGUCUUAUGAUUGAUUAAGAGAAACAUUUUAACCUAAUAAUAAGUUGAAGAAUUCUCAUUUUAACAAAUCCGAUAGAUGUCACCUUUCAAAGAGUCCAAGAACCUCCUUUGAUGUGACCGCUUUCCUAAUUGUAUUAUAGCGUCCAUCGCGCACUAUACUCAUAGAAUGAUUGACGGUGCGCUUACUUCGAGUUAGCUAAAGGCUGGAAAUGCUAUUGAAAGAAUAAAAAAGCUGCGACAUUCUGCGCUCAUUCAUUUCGUACAGAUGGGACGCAAUCUCAAUUCGAAAUUUGUAAAUGAAAUCGACGUCGACACAGCUGUACCCGACUUUCUCACGUCCGCACCCAUAAGGGACGGUCUUGUUAAUGAUAUGCUCUUAGUACGUCUCGUAUGUGUUAUAAAUUCUACGGGCUUUUUCUGGGCUUUGAAGGGUGUUUGUCGUAAGGAGAAGCGUCUGUGGUCGUUUGAUAAGCCUAUAUUUUUGCAUUUUAGCAUUGGGGAAAUGGCAUCGAAAAAAAGAAAGGCCGGCAAACUUGUUUCUUUGAGCCCAGACAGAAGGCUACUUGAUUCUAGCUUCGAUGGCUAUAAAUUGUCAUUAGAGGCUUUCCCCAAGUAUAGCACGUGCUUGGAAUCAGAAAUUGACCGAGUAGUGCUGAAUCAAAAUCAAUACUCCUAUCAACACCUGAAAGCUUUCGCUACGUUCAAUCAUCUCAUUGCGGACCCAUUCAAUAGUAACGUCAUAUUUGCAAUCGAUAAGCUUUGGAAAGUUUACAAGAUAAACGUUCAAUUGUGUUCGGGCGCUUUACAAAAACCGUAUUCCGUCUUCGAAAUUCCGGAAAGUAGAACCAGACGGCAGAUGGACGGUCGGUAUCACGUAACCCUUAGUGUUUUUAGCCAAGACUGGUUGGUUUUGGCCGACGGUACAGGCUUCCUUUAUAUCAUUAAAACCGGGCCUAGGGAUAAUGAUAUGGAUCUGUGGAGGAUCCAUUACUCUGGUUCACCGUUAGGUGAGCAAGAAUCAUCGAAGGUUGAACACAGCCAUACUUAUGAAGAAAAUGGACGAACUCUACUUAGCGUACUUCUUUUAUCGGUUAAAGGCGAAGAGGAAUUUCGAACUGUUUACAAUUGGUUAACUUUUGAGCUAGACGAAAGAGAAAACUGGAAUUUAAUUAGAACUAGGAGGCUUGAAGGUCAAAGUUUUCCGGAUUACUGUUGUACAGCUGGUAAUUUUCUGUACGUAUCGGCUGAAAGGCCACCGCAGUUUGUGUACGAUUCGUUGCAACCGAUUGUUGACGAUAACGAUGCUGCAGAUGGCGCCGAAACGACCGACAAAGCAAUUCCGCCCUAUUACUGGUAUCAGAGCACUGAAGAAGUCGUCGUAACCGUCUGUGCCCCUGAGGACAUAACUAAAUCCGAUGUAGAAUGUACCAUAGCAAAAAAAGAUAUUUUACUAAGAAUAAACACGUCUACAAUACUAGAAGGGAGUUUAUACGAAAGCGUCUCACCGGAUGAGAGCACUUGGACGCUUGUAGAUAACAAGUUGGAGGUGACGCUUAGCAAAUGCGUCAACAAUUGCUGGAAUGAGGUUGUCAUUGGAGAUGAUAGGGGAGAAAGGAUUUUUUCAGCCGAACAAGCUGCCGAAAUACAUGAAAGGCUAGCCCAUUUAACAUCAAACCUACAGAACCCGGAUCCUGACAAGGGGGAAAAUAAACCGUUCAAUUCUCAACAAUUAGAAGAAUGUGACUUCUUUCCGGAAGAAACGUCGGCGCUCCUUCGAAUAGACGGUGAUAGUCACAACAUCACUCAUCAGAUCUCUCUCUCACUCUCUUCCGCAGGCAAAUUUAAGCAGUCAUCAACACCUGUUUUCAGUUCCACCUGUCCGUAAUGAACUUCCGAGCUUGUGCAUUCGGCACGACGUUGAUGGUCUUAUUUGGCGAAUCGAUUCGACAUUGGAUAUUCCUUGGCAUCAUGAUGGCACAUUUAAUGCCUUGGGCUACGUGUCGGCGUCAAAGAGGAAUAAAAAAUACUCUUCCUGCAGCCCCAAUUGCCGAUAUGCAGUGCUAUGCGAUUGUGUUCGACACAUUUAUAUCUAUAGGCAACCUACUCCAAGUACAGUUCGAAACAGGAAAGCUUCUAAUUGUUCCACCGUCGCUAAACAGCAUGUUAUCAGUUUAGAAGAGACUGAGAAUAUAGAGGGAAUGGUUGUAUUGGAUAAAGCGAUCGUGUUACUGGUGGAGAAUAAAAUCUACGUCGUUAAUAUAGAAGAAGAAUAGAGUCGGUGACUGCGAACUAAUAAUGUUGCACAUCUGUGUAGGGCAUCAUUUAACGCCAGAUGUCUAGUAUACACGUCGCAUUUCGUUUGGGUUUUUAAUAAAGCUGAGAGCAAUGUUCAUUUUUUUUCU